Sciurus carolinensis (gray squirrel) is the source of this 2359-nucleotide messenger RNA. RefSeq names its product WW domain containing oxidoreductase (gene Wwox). Gene Ontology annotation, cellular component: cytoplasm; nucleus. NCBI's taxonomy places the organism in Eukaryota, Metazoa, Chordata, Mammalia, Rodentia, Sciuridae. Gene Ontology annotation, molecular function: protein binding; transcription coactivator activity. The transcript is spliced from 9 exons. The record is from RefSeq and is a predicted model, not a curated record. The coding region runs from base 107 to 1351 and encodes 414 amino acids. Gene Ontology annotation, biological process: positive regulation of transcription by RNA polymerase II; hippo signaling.
CGGCCCCGGCGCGCGCGGCGCUCGGUUGAAGCAGGAGUGAGUUCCUGGGCGAGGAGACCCGGCGGCGCGCGAGCGGGACAGCGGGCGAGCGCCUCCUCUAUCCGCCAUGGCAGCCCUGCGCUACGCCGGCCUGGAUGACACGGACAGCGAGGAUGAGCUGCCCCCGGGCUGGGAGGAGAGAACCACCAAGGACGGCUGGGUGUACUAUGCCAAUCACACUGAGGAGAAGACUCAAUGGGAACAUCCGAAAACUGGAAAAAGGAAACGAGUAGCAGGAGAUUUGCCGUAUGGAUGGGAACAAGAAACCGACGAGAAUGGACAAGUGUUUUUCGUCGACCAUAUAAAUAAAAGAACCACCUACUUGGACCCCAGGCUGGCCUUCACCGUGGAUGACAGUCCCACAAAGCCGAGCAGCAGACAGCGCUACGACGGCAGCACCACCGCCAUGGAGAUCCUGCAGGGCCGCGACUUCAGUGGCAAGGUGGUCGUGGUGACCGGAGCGAACUCAGGAAUAGGGUUUGAAACUGCCAAGUCUUUUGCCCUCCACGGUGCCCACGUGAUCCUGGCCUGUAGGAAUAUGGCGAGAGCCAGCGAGGCAGUGUCGCGCAUCUUGGAAGAAUGGCACAAAGCCAAGGUAGAAGCAAUGACCCUGGACCUCGCUCUGCUCCGCAGCGUGCAGCAUUUUGCUGAAGCGUUCAAGGCCAAGAACGUGCCUCUUCACGUGCUCGUGUGCAACGCCGCUGCAUUCGCUCUGCCCUGGAGCCUCACGAAGGAUGGCCUAGAGACCACCUUCCAGGUGAACCACCUGGGACAUUUCUACCUGGUGCAGCUCCUGGAGGAUGUUCUGUGCCGCUCAGCCCCUGCCCGUGUGGUGGUGGUCUCCUCCGAGUCCCAUCGGUUUACGGAUAUUAACGAUUCCUCGGGGAAGCUGGACUUCAGCCGCCUGUCCCCAUCGCAGAGUGAGUACUGGGCCAUGCUGGCCUACAACAGGACCAAGCUGUGCAACAUCCUCUUCUCCAACGAGCUGCACCGGCGCCUCUCCCCGCGCGGGGUCACGUCCAACGCGGUCCACCCUGGGAACAUGAUGUACUCCUCCAUCCACCGCAACUGGUGGGUGUACACGCUGCUGUUCACCUUGGCACGGCCAUUCACCAAGUCCAUGCAACAGGGAGCUGCCACCACGGUCUACUGCGCAGCUGCUCCAGAGCUGGAGGGCCUGGGAGGGAUGUACUUCAACAACUGCUGCCGCUGCCUGCCCUCUCCAGAAGCUCAGAGCGAAGACACGGCCCGGGCGCUGUGGGCGCUCAGUGAGAGGCUGGUCCAGGAACAGCUGGGCGGCCAGGCCAACUAGGAGCUGGGACCUGGACGGGUCUCACGCCCGUGCACCUGCGGCACCGCGGCCAAAGCCAGCCCCUUCCACUUAGCCUCCCGGGGGCUUCCACGUCCCUCCAAAGCAGAUCCACGAGCGUAAAGAAGCAAUUGCAAAGGAGCAAAAAAUGUUAAGCACCAAUGGGAAGCAGGGAAUCGCAGGGUCAAGGGACAAGACCGCUUCUCUGGGGUUGGAAUAGGUGUGGGUCCCUUUGCUUUCUGGUGGUGGACUGAUGGAAGGGCAAAGCUUGAUGGGUGUGCAGUUCUUUCUCCCACUGUAGAAGCGCAAGCAAUUCGCUCUCAUUUUUGGCAUAGUCUGGUGUCCCCUUAUCCCACACAGCCACCAUCCUGGCCACCACUGUAGUAGAGGCUGGCUUUCUCCUGCUUAGGGAAGAACAAACAAAUGCACAUCCUUUCAUGCUACAGAGACCCAGGAAAUACUUGUUUCAUUCAUCCCACCAAGUCUGAGGUGGCUUGGCAACUCCCUGGAGACAAUCUCCGAACCUCUGUCCAGCCAUGUGAAACAGGGACACCCAGAGCCAGUGCAGCGGGUGGAGCCAGCGGGCAGAAAAGUGCAGGUGGAUCUUCAACUCCCUUGCCAAAGCUAUACAAAAAAAUUUUUUAGAGAUUAUAUCAAAUUUUGCAAAUUAUUUCUUAGAUACUUGGACGAGCAAGAAAGGAGGCAUCAUGUCCUUAAGGGUAUGUGAAAUAUUCUUAGGGUGGGGAAUAAAAAUACUUCCCUUGUUCUUCACUCAGAGGUUCCAGAACAGCCCCGUGGCUGGGUUUCACCGCCUGCUGCUGCUUCCUCCUGUUCCUCCCAUCCCAUGCUUAAUAAAAGAGCAUGCUUGACUAUUUCACCUGAAGUUCAUUUAAAGUUUCUUUAAAAGUCCCUAUCGUUUCUUUAAAAGUUCAUUGUAGUUUUUUUGUUUUUGAAAUUUUUUUUUUUAGAAAAGAAAUCUAGAGGAAAAAUAAAGCGCUUCUGUGGACGCUA